CGUAACAGAUUCCUUAUUCCACUUUGAAUCCUCCACAGAUUCUCUCUCUCUCUCUCUCUCUCUCUCUCUCUCUCAUGGCCACGGCGUCUCGGCUAGUAUUCUGCGAGCUGAAGUCGACCAAACCGGCGACUCCGGUUCAGGUUCAGAAAGUGAUGAGAGGUUCUGACAUGUCGCCGGUAACGGAUAACGUGAAGAUAGUUUUGCAGCCGCGCCUGUGCACCCUAAGAUCGUACGGAUCAACUGAUCGAGUCGGAGUGAUCAAGUCGAGGAAGGACGGCGGCGAUGACGAUAACGGUGGUGCAGUGACGUCGUUUUUCGUGACGUUGUCGGAUUAUAUUGAGAGCUCGAAGAAGAGUCAGGAUUUCGAGACCAUCUCUGGUCGUCUUGCUAUGAUGGUGUUUGCGGCUACAGUGACAACGGAGGAAGUGACGGGGAACUCCUUAUUCAGGAAGAUGGACGUGGAAAGGAUUGCUGAAGCAUUAGGGGUGUGUCUGGCAGCCGUGACCUGUGCUGCCAUUUUCGCUUACUUUUCCUCUGCUCGGAACAGAGUGGGUAAAAUUUUCACCCUAAGUUGUAACACGUUCAUCGACUCGCUGAUCGAUCAAAUUGUUGAUGGCUUGUUCUAUGAGGGUGAACCAAGCGAUUGGUCUGAUGAUAUGUAAAAGCAGGCAUGAUCAGAAAUUGUAUAUGUAGUUUGAGUGGAGCGGUUUAUACGAAUAACAGAUUUACCAGUUUGUUACCUCGUCAAGACUAUGUGCAGAUAGGCUUUGAAUCGGGUUUCAGUGGUGGAUAAGGCUUGCAUACUUUUUUUUUUUUUUUUUUAUCGCAAGGCUAGCAUACUUAAAUCUCUAUUUUUCCUUCAUGCUAUUUGAGGGCUUCGGUGGCUUUUGGGUUUGCAAAUUAGCUUAUGGGAUCGUUUGUUUGACAGAAUUGAUAGUGGGAAAAAAUACAAAAUUCAUAAGAUGUAAAACUCCCAUUGAAUUAAUACUGAGUUGACUAAUGGUAUGACAUCCUUUGUGAUA
Molecule: messenger RNA, 1022 nt
Organism: Rhododendron vialii
Lineage: Eukaryota; Viridiplantae; Streptophyta; Magnoliopsida; Ericales; Ericaceae
Product: stress enhanced protein 2, chloroplastic-like
Exons: 2
Coding region: 75-662 (195 amino acids)
Biological process (GO): cellular response to high light intensity
Source: RefSeq, a predicted model, not a curated record